Messenger RNA from Aureobasidium vineae, 483 nucleotides. The record is from the annotation of a GenBank genome assembly. NCBI's taxonomy places the organism in Eukaryota, Fungi, Ascomycota, Dothideomycetes, Dothideales, Saccotheciaceae.
AUGCCUUCUGCAACAUACUCCUACACCGCUCAGCCUACUGCUCCUUGGGCUGUCUCGACAAAGACAUCUGCAUACACGGCUGCGUCCCAACCUUACCAGCCAUCCCCCGUCUAUGGCCAGCUAUACCAACCUCCACCCUCGCGGUCAGAAAGUAUCACAACAGGNGGAAGCUCAUACUCGAUCCCGAGCAGAGCUCCAUCCGUGAGCUCAUACUCUGGCAGUGAGAGCAAUAGUCCAGUCGACGCACUUAGCUACAUGGGCGACCGACUUAACAGAGCGAUGGACUUUACCCCUCUGGACCGUAGCCUAGCAACGCAAGCACAGAGAUCAGGCGAACUCAAUGCCAAAACUCGUGAGUUGCAAGCUCUACAGGCAUUGGCACAGUCUCGACUCAAGUCUGCCAGAAGAAACUUUGCCGAUGGCAUCCAAGCUGCUAGAGAUGUCCAGAGAGAUCUCGAAUGGACCCAAGGGAGAGUUGGGUGA